GCUCCGGGGCUGGGGCUUUCUCGGGCGGCGUGUGUCGCAGUGGUGCGCGCUCGUCCUCGGCAUGGGUCCCGUCGUAGGGCGUAGCUAGGACUCGCUGCUAGCAGCACUCAGUGCCCCGGCCUGCUCGAAGAAGGCGGAAUUGGAGCAGGAUCAACGCCGUUUGCUUUCUCGUGCGAAGUAGGGAGAGAGUAGAAACAGAGGGAAGGCCACGAUGACGGUGGCUACCGUGCUCACGACGACGGCAUCACCGCUUUUUAUGAUCUUGCUGCUUCUGCUACGGGCAGGCCGGCCGGACUCGUCGGCAGUGAUCGCUGCACCAUCUCCGGCCCCCGGUAAUGAUACGGCGACCGCAGCCAGCGCCCACGAGGUGACUUGCGAGUCGGACGCCGACUGCCGGCGACUGAGCUUCCAGGCUUCCACGGUGGGCAUCGGGUGCGACACGUCCACGCACCGAUGCGUCUGUUCCAACCGGACGCUCGUGCUCACGCGCCGCGGGACGUGCCUGCCCAUUCGCAUGCUGGGACAACCCUGCCGGCGCAACGAGCAGUGCCUCAAAAUUGACAAGAACUCUGAGUGUGACGACGACUUCUGCAAGUGCAGAGAUGGUUUCUUUCUCUUCAAUGACAUCAACGGCACAUACUGUCUACCAGACGUGGAGGUACAGACUAUGAACCCUUACGGCUUGAUGCCCAAGGACCACGCCUUGUCCGAGGAAAACAUGGUACCCAUUAUCGUCUGCCUGGCCAUCAUGUUCGUUGGCAUGUGCGUUGCCCUGCAGUUGUUCAGCAGGGCUCGUUUCCGCAACCAGCGCACUAUCUUCAACACCCCAAACCCUCGGCUGUCGCACCUCAAGACGGACAGCAAGCGGCGCCAGAGUCAUACUAGCCUGUACGCAGGCUCUCGCAGGGCCAGCGCCUGUUCCCAGCUGUCGCCUUCCAAGAUGGCAGGAAGCAGGCUCGGAAGUCGGUCUGGUAGCAGAGCCGGAAGCAGGAGCGGAAGCCCCGACGUACGACGCUCUUCAGUUUUUCAGCAUCAUGGCGAGCACCACGGAGAGCGCCAUGGAUCCAAGGAUGGCGGCCACACACUGAUUGCCAGAGCUGCGGAGUCGAUCCAGAAUGGCUCUCCCAAGGUGAUCGUGAAUCGGGGAAGGUCUCCGUCACCACCGGCCCAAGCGUGAGCCCGCCACCCAACGUUGCUGGCUGAGCAGCAGCAACAGCAGCAGCAGAAUCAGCAGCAGCCAGUCUUGCGUCGCCCCAGCUGAACGCCCAGUACAGAGCCACCCACCUCCCGCUUCGUAUCUUCUCUUCCACCCGCCAACACGCGGUGCUUUCAUCUCAGCCCAAAAAACGCAUAGUGCGCCUCCCGCACACGCAUUUCGUGCGGCAUUAUUCGGGCCAACUUUGUUAUACUUAAAUUGUGGAGUGGAGAAGGCUUUCAGCAGCAGAAGCCAUUGAGGACCCCACCAUACCAUCGGCUCCAAAAAGCCCCUGUGUUCUACUGACAGUAGAAAGCGUUCUUGUCUGGCUUCCGCGGAUUGUUCAGUUCUAAAACUGGCCCGAGAUAGCAUUGCUCGACUUGUGCUAUUGCGCAAACGAGCGAUAUCGGUUGCCUUUGGACAAGCCUGUCUUCAUAGGCGACUGCUUGAACUGCCAUCUGUGUAAGUUUUUGUUUGUCUGUUUCUGAUAACCUACCCAAUUCACUUGGCAAGACGAAAAGCAGCGCUGAUUUGUCCUGAAAGAAAAUUAAGAGAAAGAAAGAAGGGAAGACGUUUGACUAACGUCCACUAUUAUCCUAUGGUGGAGGGUCUGCCUAUAAAAAGAGAAAGUUUUCCGUUUAUUUGUUAAGCUGUUGACUAGUUUAGCGUUAGGGUACCACUGAUCUGCACUUUCAAGAAUACGUGCGAAAAAUUACGUUGCAUUGUGGGGAAUCAUAGAGCCAGCAAACUGACGAAAUCUUCAUGCAACGCUAAAGUGCACAGUUUCCUCGUAAGAUGACCCGGAUGCGUUAAAGAGGAUUCUUUUGCUUUAGUGAAUAGCCAGUACUGAACAACUUUUAAAAAUAAAGCCGAAGCACGACGCACUGAUCGCUAAAAUUUGCAUCUGCAUACGAGGCCCAUAAGGCGCUUUAGGAGACUCGACCACGAGCGCGCGGGCGCGUACGCGCCAUAAUUCGCGUGCUCGACUAAGCUUAAUUAAGCAUUUCAGGCCACGCGCUAUUAUAUUAUAGCUAGCGGUUCCUUCGCCUUGUUUUGCCAAGAAGGUGCUGUCAGGGGCCGCCCAUGUGUGUCUGUACGCGCUUUCUUUCUAACUCUAGAUGCUUUUAUUCGUUCACUUAUUGAAUUCCUGCUGCCAGCCACUAAGCUCCACUUUCGAUUGCAUGAAGAAGUCGCUUAAUGCAAACUCCUAACAUCCCUGCGGCACUGUCAGAUUUAAUGACAUGAACCGCCUGUUGCGACUUGACGUUCUAUGGGAUUCCGUUAACACAAGUAAAUGUUUAAUGGGAUCUGUCUUCAAGGUAAUUCAAUAUAACUGUGUUCAACACUAAUACUUCUCAAGGCGAGAAACAAUGUAAUCCAAAGCUGGUAAAUGCAAGGACUCUUACCGAGUCUAACACAAGGUUAACCUAUCAACCAUAUGCCAAUUUAACCUUUAACUUGUCGACAAACAUACGUGCUGCUGAAAAACACGCCCGAAAAACGUUUUAAAUAUACAUUGCGUUAUAAGGCGGUUGUGAUUAAGAUUAAUAACAGUUACUUAAAAGAUACAGUCAAGUCUGAUAUAAAGUUUACUGCUGUAAAAAUCAUAUUCCGUCUUUGGAAAGAUUUAUUGGCGCCAUAGCAUUAAAUUAAAUUAUUCCCAGACGCGUAGCUCCUGCUCUAAAAUUGACACCAUUAAGAGACUCAGUUAUUCAAGCACGUUAUUUAUUAUCUCUAUUCCUAAGGUUUGUAAUUCACAUUACCUACUAGCACCAAGUCGCAUAAUACGUUAAUCAUGAAGAUCUUGCUUGGCGAAUUCCUUAAUAUGGCUUCACAUUCACAAGGGUGAAACGACUAUUCACACUUAUCACACUGUUCAUUCAUAAGUCGUGCUGUUAAUGCAUAAGAGAAAGCUGGCAAAAAGCAAUGAAAACAUAGCUUGCCCGAUACUUGUCAUAUAUAGAAAAUAAAAACCACGCAUCUCUUAAAUCAUCUCUUUUUCAGUAUUAUUUAAAACAUAAGUUCGAAGAAUUCACAUUUUGUCUCUUGUUGUCGCAAUACCUCCACGAGCAAGUGGCAAAUAAAGUCUUGUAUAUUCUCCGGUAAUAGGCAUACAACAAACAUUAUCGGACUGUUGUGAAAUGAGUAUACUGUUAAAAUGUUACUUAUAGACACAAUGUGUACCACCUGUUUAUCACAAAUUACAUAAAAUGAGGGAAGCAGUACGUUUUCAAAGUAAUAGGCCAGUGGCUGUUCAUUCAGUUUCAAAUACCUUUAGGUGAGAAUGCAAAAAAAAAAAACUAAGAUUAUAGGUAGCAAAAAUAUUUCAGACUAAGUGUUUCCAUUUGUCGAAUUAGUGUGUUUGCAAGGUAAUUCUCAGCCCGAUUUCUAUGAAGCUAUUGCAACAGCUCGUUCAGCUAAUGUAAUUUGCACCCGUUAAGCAUGAAGGGUUGUUUUCUUCGCACAAAGACGACUGUGCAUUGUCUUGUUAGGUUUUUAAGAAAAACCAACCUGCAUGCUUUUAGGGGGCCUUGCAUCUUCACAAACACUCAGAAGUUAAACGGUACGCAGAAUAACUACGUCUCCUCAACAAUGUUGUUUCCAAAGAACGCAGUCAUAGAAUUGAAGAAUCCCACCAGCGUUACGGCCCCAUAACCGCAAAGAUUAAAUUUAAAUGGGAUUAUGGAGUUUUACGUAUCAGAACCAAGAUCUGGUUGCGAGGAACGCCAUAGUGGGGCACUACAGAUUAAUUUUGCACCAGCUGUUUCUUUUUUUAGGGGCUUCUAAAUCUAAGUACCCGAGAGCUUCUUGCAUUUCGGCCCCAUUGAAAUGCGGCCUCCGCUGCCGGGAGCGAACCCGCGACCUCGAGCUCAGCAGCCCAAUGCCAUAGCCACUAAGCUACUGUGGUGGUUACAACCGAAAAUUACCCAGUUCUCUUUGGUUUUGUUUUUACGAUAGCCCCCCAGUUUUUAAACGGACUUGUAAGUUACCCAGCCAAUGUGCUAUUCAAUCGAUUAAUUGCAAGAGCGUUAGCAACUGUUGCAUUUGUCUCCUGGGGAAAAUUUGCUAAACAAGGUUCAUCUAGAAAAGCCAGAAUGAGCGUGGCUCGCCUUUAUGGUGUAAUGUAUGUUUUCACGAAUCUUCUCGCGCCACGUUGUACAUUUUCCCACCAGCGAUACGUACUCCAUUCCUUUCCUGUAAGCAUCCCAACUUGCCAGUUGAAGCACGUUACUCGUUAGCUUGUGCAUGUUUUGUUGCCUUCUCACGUACAAAGUUUUUCUUGCCUGUUUUGUUCAAUGUGAAUGUUAAUGUUUAGAAAUAUAAUCCAUAAAAUUGUUAGAAUUAAUGCAGAAUUCUAUUAUGUACGCAAGUGCGAGAAACCACAUUACAUUUCGACCAGAAGUUCGAGAAAUGCAUCGCAAUCAAAAAUUGAUGUGAUACCCCAUUAUGAUUUGCUUGGUCGGGGACCAAUGGGACACAGAGAAACAGUCAACAUUCAUACUGUCAACGUGAAACAAGUUAGUUUUGGAAUUUUUAACUGCAACUGAGGGUAAUGGGAAAAAAUACCAAAACGUUUUUCUAUAUAGUCACCACAAAGAAGCCAGACAACUUAGCAAAAUUUCGGUGUAUUUAGCGUAUCUGUAGGCGUCGAGGGUACCCCAUCUUCAGUGCUUUGUAAAUAUAAUCUUUUUAUCAUAUCAUUAAUUCUUACAGGAGGCAUUAGUGAAAAUGAAUGCCUUACUCGCAGUUGUCACAUUGAGUUCGUGAUUAUGUGCAGUGCGGAGUAUUAUUUUGUCCUUGUUUAAACUUUGGGCACAGAAUUGCCAAGCCUUUUUGAAUUAUGAAAUUUCUGUUUCUACUUUCUACUGCAAAGCUUUUUUAAAUAGCAGCAAGAAAGGACGAGCAAUUUAGGGAACGGUAAACAUUAUGAAGUAACAAGAACCCAGAACAAAAGCAUGACGCGUAUGUCAUUUUAUUUGUUGUGACACAGAAACGGGCACUUUGUGCCAGCGAAAAGCCCCUGCAGAGUCACGUGGUGUUUACUGCUGUCAACGUUUUAACGCGAAUGCCAUUUACUCGCUGUAAUACAUAUCCACAAACAAAAAUUAGAUAGAAACCAGUUCAUUGCUUUUAAUCAUUGUGAGGACUUUAGCUUCGAUGUGACCGUCACACAUAGCACCCUGAAUGUUUUCGUGAACUAUAUGUGGGACAUCCUGUGUCAUUCGAAACUUAUACCGAACUCAUCGCAGUUUAUUACCUACAAGCACUACGAUCUACUUAGCAAGUAUUAUUGGAUUGUAUUCAAGUUUUCUUACCCCGCAUUACUGGCUAUUUGUCAGUCUGCAUAGAGUGAAGGUUAAUGAAACGAAGUUUGAAGUGCUUGUAGCGAGAAAUGAAAGCGAACCUGCCAGGAAAAGAAAUGAUUGAACCAGGUUGACUUUCUUGAGCAGUCUGGUCAUCAUUUCAUUUAGGAGGACCUCUGCCUGGUUCCUGCGUUCUCAUAUGAAAGAGUGGUCCACCCUGUUUGAUUUAUUAGACCCUGCUUAUAUUUUUUUUCUUAUGUAAUAAAAUCAGUAAGGCAUCAGUACGUUUCUUUUUUGGUUUUACAGCCAAUUUUCUUCUACCGUCAAUGUUCGAGCAUCACGGGCUUCUUUUGUUCUUUCAACAAAUUCAUUUUACUGUGCUACUUACCAAAAUUUACAUUUAGAGUAGUUGCACGCACAUCACAGAAGUACCUCAAAAAUAGUCACAAUGUAACGUACUAGACCGCUAAUUUCUCAGAACGCAUUAGGAGCUCAUGAUUGUUUUCUUCUUGGCACUAUAUGGUACUGUGCGUACGAAAAAUAUCGGACAAUAGUAAGACAUUCCUUCAACUUAAAGUGCAACACAAGCAUGCACAGGCGACUUCACGCACCGUCACCAAUGCACGAGCAUUCGACCAAUAGCCGUGGUUCAGCUCGAACGCGUAGUUGGCGCAUAGUGAAUGCUAGCGCUUCCCGUAUACCAAUGUCGGUCCGUCCUUUGGCACGCGAGUCUUUUAGAGGCGUUUCAAAGGACGUUUUUCAUCAACCGAAAGACACGUCCUGGUCUAUCCGGCUCAUUGAGCUUAACGAUGGUGUGCCACGCGUGCGGCGUACCGAUCGACUCCUUGCGUGCCCCACUGCUCGCCGGUCACGACAGCAACCAAAAGCAUGGUGUGAAAGCGGCAAGUGAGCGCCUGUCCAGCGAAGCCGGCCAUGCGCUUGCUUUUCGCACUGUUCGCCAAUUUUCACUUGACUGUGAGAAGUUGCUGUAUUCGGUAGUGCUAUUUCUCGGAAAUUUUACGUGAAUCCCCUUUCUCUUUAUCUGCAAUGGCAGUGUUAUUCUCUUAUAAAGGCUAAUUCACUGCAUCUCACAGACAAGCUUGCGCAACCAGGAGAAGAAACAAGACCGCAAAAAAAAAAAGUUGUUCAGCUUUGGAGAUUUUGAGACUCGUUCAGGUCGCUGCUGGUGUAUCGGCACGGCAAAAUAAAGGCCCCAGGAAGUUGAGCAAGCGCCUUUUUAUUACAUCUUGUCUCGGGGAGAUUGCGAAAGUGCGCUAUAUGAAAUGAAGUAAUGACCUAUGAACAAUCGGCGACAUAGAAGUGGACUGUACGAAGGGCCAAGAACCAAUAUUUUUGCUUUCAAUGAGAGUUAAAAGUUUAUGGUUUAUACCCAUCAAGCAAACCCAUCGAUGCGAGUAAUAACUCAUCUUAACGGAUUCCGAAAUUUUCUGCGUUUCUAGCUUUCUAUUAUUUGGUCUCAUGUUAACAUACAUGAAAAAAAAAAAACUCUCGCUCAAAGCAAGCAUUCAAGCAUCCGAGGCAAUGCAAGCAUGCCCUGUAGUCGUGUUAUCACAGACCAUUAUCAAACAGAAAAGUGAUAUAACAGUGCUACGUCCGAAGACUUCGAAUGAAGGCUGUCCUCACUGAUGCUGUUGAUAACGAGUACAGUUAUAGUGACGCCGUCAUUUUUCUGAUCGUAAUGAACUACUGCCUUGUGACUUGGAUAGAAUUUAACGAUUGCGUUGCCUCUAUCAUUCAGCAUUCGGGAGCUACUACUUCUAGACACGUAACAAAAAAAAAUUGCUGAACGCAGUGGCUCAUUGAUUAAUACUUGAAGCAGCGUGCUUAACUGGCCAACAAUGAAACUAACUACGUGGCUGCGGCAGACGCUUGUGCGAUGUUGGUUGUUUGGUCGUGAAGGAACCCGCUACAGCGUAAGCUACACACGCUAACUUACCUCCCACCGUUUUCAACACCACUCGGUUUCAUAGUGCAGCGUUUUUCAGCACACGGUUAUCAUCACUCUCUGAAAUCCAACUUAGAUUGGUCGAAUGCUUACAAGUUACUACUUUUUCGUCAGGCGGCCUCAAAUGCGGUGAAGACAUUACGAUGGUGCGCCCGAGGUUUUUUUGUAAAUGCCUAUCACGCGGCUGUUCGUAAAAGGCACAGGCUGCGCGCCGUAAGCGAACGUCACUUGAUAUGAACUUGAACUCCCGAAGUCACUGUAGUCGAAGAGCGUAUUGCCUCGUGACUUGGCAAUAACGCAGUGCUCCAGCAAAUGCCACUGAUGGGUGUGCUAGCCGCUUCCAACGCCAGAGCUCAAAUAUGGAUAUACUCACUGAGAAAAUACUCCGGUGGUUUAGAAUGCGGCAGUGGUGAUAUGUUGGUAGGAAGCUUGGAAAAUGGUUAGUUACGUGGACUGGACCAUAGAAUCCAUGUUCCCUAGAAGUACUUCACCGCCUCGAACGCUGUAAUAAUGACACAACUGGGUCGUGAAUAACUUGUGUAUCAUUUCCUAAAACAAUGGGUGCAGAUGGGUUAGUGACAGAGAACCGCUUAACAUUUCAUUGCAAAGCGUUAGAAAAAUUUUAAUGCCGAGUAUCUUUAGAAGAUGCCACAGAAACUUCGUUUAAAUCUGUUCAUAUACAGCAAAGAGCAAUCGCGCGUUAGUUCUUUCUAGCCCUUACGAUUUUUGCACAGUAGGAACUAGAAACCAUUUUCUUAUGUGGAACGUAUAUAUAUAUAUAUAAAAGGUAAGCGUAUAGGACACUUUUGUUUUAAUGCUUCGUGUAAAUACCCGAGGACAAAUUAUUGUAUAUAAUUAUAAAUAAAUUCAAGUCCUUUUGCAUCCUCACACACACUCUUUCUCUCUGAUGCCCUGAACGUAGAUUAGAGAUGCUCAUUUGCCAUGAAAGGCUUUCCACGGGCGAAGUGAUGUUCAGUAAUAACUAUAUUUCAUGAUCAUUUGAUAAGUUUAAAUGAUUUUGGGGGGCAUAGUCUUUAUAUCCGCAGGGUGCCUAAAAGGACUCGUAUUAUAUAAGCAAGAAUAAUCCUAUUAUCCCUUCAGAGAGCUCUCUCUCAGAUACUUUAGAAUUAUAUAACAAAGCUUACUGCUCUAGGCUUUGCAUAAUACAAGACCGUUCACUAACCAAACGCCAAUUGCAAGUCGUACUGUCAUGGGCAGAAACAAUUGACAUGCGGCAACGUCUAAGUCAGCACCAGCAGAAACCCUUGCAAAACAUCACUUUAUUUGACUUGCGCACUCUCAGGCAGGUUCUAUCGUAAUGAGUUCCAAACAAUCUGCACUACUCUACGCUAAGCAUACUGAACUUGAGCCAGCUUUUCAGAGCUCACACUUUUCUCGCUGAUGCUAAGGGGCAAUGUGCAACUAUUUCGCUGCCAUGCUAUGUUCGAAAAGUACAGCUGAAAAGACUAUGUAACAGCGCAGCUUCUUUUGUUUUUCAAAGCGUAUCCAGAGAGGGAGAUUAGGAUGGAAUGUAAUCAUUGUAAUGGCAUCAUUGAAAUCAAACAUAUGGUCGCGGGGUGCCCCGCAACUCUUCCAAGCCUCCUAGAAGAAUGGACUCGAUGGGAAAAAAUAAUACAGAGCCCAUUGCUUCAAGACCAACUAAGGGCUGUCCAGAGGGCCCAUGAUGUCGCUGAAGGGCUUGGCCUGACAGUGCCAACGUGGGAGCGGCCCGCCUCGGCUUAAGUCGAGCCUCUGGACCUCUUUAAAUAAAGUUUACACACACAUACUGUUUGUAAGUGCCAGGUUGGCUAAGGCAGGGUGAUCAUUCAAGGUAAAAGCGCAAGAUGAAAUAACCGUUCUCGAUCGUAGGUUCCGUACAUGCACUGAUCUUGCAUGCUCCUUUCUACAAAGGUAACGUAAUAGCUUCGAGAGCACAGCUACACCAAUGCCUCCUAUGACUAAUGAAGCACUGCUUUUUUGAAAGAAGGAUGUCCCUUGAGAGCAGAGGAUGCGGCACUCCAGACACAAUGGCAGGUCGUUUUUAACAAGCUAUGAUACGCUGCACAACAAGCGAUAGAACCACAUGCCAACUCUAGCCCUUACUACAUGAAUGCCAGGACAACGCCGUUUCGCUGCCGCGUUAGGUAACCUUACAGUGCCCACGCAAACAUGCCAGAAUCAUUGUUAACAAAUGUAGCCUGCCGAUAGGUCCGGCCAUUACAUACGCAGUUUUCUUCCACCAAGUUGCUUGGUUCGCGUUUUUUCAUUGCAUCAUUGUGACAUUAAACGACGUUCAUUAACCGAAGCACACCGUUUCCCUCCCCCCUCCCUCCCCCAGUUAUGCGCACUGCAUGCCAGCGUUAAAAUGUAACGAAAGAUGAGUGAAUUUUCCAUCCAGGAAUUGAAGUGACAUUCUUUAGGCCGCCUACAAACGAGCUCUUGAAGGCUUUAUGUGGCAAAUUGAAUGUCACAGAACAAUUUUUGUACAAGUACGCAUUGCUCGUGACCGCCCUGUGUCAUGCCUGAAGUGGGAAAUGUAUUAUGUACAGUAGCCUCUUUAAGCAUGCAAAAAUGCUUAAGUGAUUCCAGCAUAAAAUUUCUUGAUUUUAUUAUAGGAAAGUGAGUAUUAUUUGUUACUUUUUAAACAUUUCGAAUUGCAUUCAAAAAUGACCUCAGCGAAGCCCCUCGAUACGGAGUAUCGACAGAUAUAUUGUUAAAUUAAUCUAUUUGCAGAGUUGAUAAGGUAGAAGCAACUGGUAAAGGCUGCACUGAAGAGAAGUUCACCGCAAGGGGACUUCAUUUACUGACUGUCUUACUGACUGUUUCUUUUUUUUUUUUCUUCAUCAAAUGUCCCUCAUGGGCAUCUAAAAGCCGUAUAAUAUUCAUUUUAAUCUAUUUACUUUUAAAUGUUCCGUUCUUUUGAGGGCGCGUGAAAAUUAUGGUGAAAUCAGGGUCGGCUGUAAUGCUGAGAUGAAAAACGAGCCUUUUUGCAUGCCUAACGCCUUAAUAAACACCCCAGACUUUUGCCGUCGUUUUCAGUACUUUUUACACACUGUCUGUGUGGUUGCUCGCCUAAGUUUUGUUGUGUGUGUAAAGCUGUGCCUCUCUGCAGUGUAUUGCGUCCGCUGCGAAACCGUGCACCUGCCUAGAAAAUGGCGUGUUCUUUGUUCCAGAGCCUAAUUUAUGUUAGUGAUCGAGAGUUUCCUCCCAUUUUUGAUACGGCUCCUUUUGCACCAUCGCGAAGAUACAGUGAUACAUUCUACUACUACCAAUACUAUGUACAUCUCACGCCUUCAUGACAUUAAAGGAACAGAUUUCCGUUUUUCUUACCUGAUA
Messenger RNA from Dermacentor silvarum, 10801 nucleotides. RefSeq lists its product as uncharacterized. The coding region runs from base 212 to 1177 and encodes 321 amino acids. NCBI's taxonomy places the organism in Eukaryota, Metazoa, Arthropoda, Arachnida, Ixodida, Ixodidae. The transcript is spliced from 8 exons. The record is from RefSeq and is a predicted model, not a curated record.